AUGUCAAAACCUACCCCCUUUGCUACAGACAACAAGCAUGUCAUGCUAUUAAUAAGUGCUCUUGGUGUAAGCACUGUGGCAUGGCUUGCCACUCGUUAUCUUUUCGGAAGCUCUACACCUACUCCACCCCCUUCGACUCCACCCAUGCAAAAACAAGAAGAGGAGAAUACAAUGAACUUUGUUCAAAUCAUGAAACAACAGAAUCGUAAAGUGGCUAUCUUUUAUGGAUCACAAACGGGUACUGCUGAAGACUAUGCCAAACGCCUUGGCAAGGAAUGCAAGAAACGAUUCAAUGUCUCUGCCCUUGUGUUGGAUAUUGAGAAUUGUGACAUGAGCGUAUUGGAUCAAUUCCCUGAGGAUGGUGUGGCGAUCUUUGUCAUGGCAACGUAUGGUGAGGGCGAGCCUACAGACAGUGCACAAGCCUUCUGGGAUCUUCUCGACGCACCCAAGUUUUCACAAGAGAGUGAUAGCGAGCAACCCUUAAGCAAUCUCCGAUAUCUGAUGUUCGGAUUGGGAAACAGCUCAUACGCAUACUUCAAUUGGGUUGGUAAACUUGUGGAUGAAAAGCUGACGGGUCUUGGUGCUACCUUGAUUGGUGAACGUGGACAAGGUGAUGAUGACAAGUCCUUGGAGGAUGAUUUUGAAGCAUGGCAAGAAGCCCAUUGGCCUUUGUUGGCUGAUAUGAUUGAUGAUGGAGGAGAUGCAUCCAGUGAAAGCAGUGGUCCUGAUACGUCGUACACUGUGCAAGAGUUAACUGAUGGGUGCAACGACAAGCACGUGUAUUUGGGUGAACUCGGUGAAAAGGAACAAGUCGCAUGGGAUGCUCGCAAGCCCUAUCCAGCCCCCUUGGCAGUAUCACAAGACUUGAUGACGGAUUCAGAUCGCCAUUGCCUCCACUUGGAAGUCGACAUGGCUGGCUCAGGAAUGACUUAUGAAACAGGUGAUCAUAUCGCUAUUUGGCCAAGCAAUAACGAAGUCGAAAUCAUGCGUUUGGCUCGUAUCCUUGGUUUGCACACGAAGCUUGAAACAGUCAUUUCAAUCAAGGCUGUCGAUGAUAUGGCUGUCAAAAAGGCUCCCUUCCCACAACCCACCACUUACCACGCCAUGCUUCGUCAUUAUCUCGACAUUUGCCAAUUGCCUUCACGCCAAGUGUUACAAAUGCUGGUGCCUUUUUGCCAAUCCCCCGACGUCGCUGCACAACUUCAAACCUUGGUCAAUGACAAGGAUGAGCAUCGCAAGACCGUGUUGGAAUCCGUACGCAACUUGGCUGAAGUUCUUGAGUACGUUAUCAACAAGGCUGGAUUGGAGAGUGUUGAGAACAUGUUCAAGGUGCCAUCUGAGGUGGUGAUUGAGUGCUUUGGUCGCUUGCAGCCUCGCUAUUAUUCGAUUUCUUCCUCGUCAAGUGAGAGCCCUGAUCGCGUCAGUGUAACAGCUGUGACACUCCAAUAUCAUCCCGAACCAACUCCCGAUCGCACCGUAUUUGGUGUCAAUACCAACUAUUUGUGGGCUGUUCAUGCUGCUCUUCAAGACACAAAGCAUCAAGAUAACGUACCACAAUACGCAAUUGAAGGUCCCCAUGGACAAUACUUUGAUCAUGCCAACCGCGUUGCCAAGCUACCUGUACACAUUCGCCGCUCCACAUUCAAGUUGCCUACCGACACUACCAAACCCGUUAUUAUGGUUGGCCCUGGUACUGGUGUAGCACCCUUCCGUGGUUUCGUACAUGAACGUGUCCAUCAACGUACGCAACUUAACAAGCACGUGGGUCCCACUGUCCUUUACUUUGGUUGCCGUCGCGCUUCAGAAGAUUUCCUUUACAAGAACGAAUGGCCCGCUCUCUUUGACAAGCUCAGUGAUGACAACCAAUCUCGUAUCAUCACUGCCUUUUCACGUGAAUCAGAUAAAAAGGUCUAUGUCCAAGACCGCCUCAAGGAAAAUGGCGAGGAAAUGUGGGAUCUUAUUCACAACAAGGGUGCCUAUGUCUAUAUUUGUGGUGACGCUAAGCGCAUGGCCAAGGAUGUUCAACAAACCAUUACCGGCUUUGCCAAGCAAUAUGGUGGAUAUGAAGAUGAUCAAGCUAUUAGCUACGUAUCUCAAUUGCGACAAGAUGGCCGAUAUCAAGAAGACGUUUGGGCAUAA
Messenger RNA from Lichtheimia ornata, 2139 nucleotides. RefSeq lists its product as uncharacterized. NCBI's taxonomy places the organism in Eukaryota, Fungi, Mucoromycota, Mucoromycetes, Mucorales, Lichtheimiaceae. Gene Ontology annotation, cellular component: cytosol. The transcript has 2 exons. Gene Ontology annotation, molecular function: flavin adenine dinucleotide binding; FMN binding; NADPH-hemoprotein reductase activity. The coding region runs from base 1 to 2139 and encodes 712 amino acids. The record is from RefSeq and is a predicted model, not a curated record.